Messenger RNA from Prorocentrum cordatum, 3827 nucleotides. Lineage: Eukaryota; Dinophyceae; Prorocentrales; Prorocentraceae. The record is from the annotation of a GenBank genome assembly.
AGCCGCCCCAGCGCAAGCCAGCCUUCCCGGCCAGAUGACCCCGGGCCGCCCCCUGGAGCGUGGCCCGGACAUGCUCCGCUCGCGGCCGGCCGCCGGAUAAGGCUGAGAACCCCCACGGGGCGCCCGUGGGAGCCGUCGCGGCCCUCGCAGGCGCAGCUGGCAGGCCGCCGGCCAGGCUCGCCGUCGAGGUGCCCGCGCGCCCCUGGCUGCCGAUGUCAGGCAACCGGGCCAGGCGGCGCGGCGGCAGGGCCGACGGCGCGGGCGCGGAGGACGGCCACGACGGCGGCAGCCAUGGCCCCAGCCGACGGGAUGGCACGGGGGACGGCGGCGGAGGCAAGCGCGGCGGCAAGUCCGAGCACGCCCGGAGGGGCCCCGACGAGGACAACUGGCGUAGCUCUGACCCUGCCAGCGGCCCUUCGGACGGCAGGCGGGGCGUGGGCGGAUCCCAGCGGAAGGCGUACGCGGGCGGCGACGAGCCCCCACGGGGCGGCGGCCGGGAGCGGGGCGAGCGGGGCAAGGGGGCGGAUUGGGACCGGCCCGCCGGCGUCGACCGGGGCAAAGGCGGCAAGCGAGCGCGCGACAGGCGCGACAGGGCGCACGAUGGUGACCUGGGCUCUCGCUGGGGUGGCCGGCAGUCGCUCGGCGAGGAGUCGGGUGCUCGGGCCGGUGGCGAGCCCGUGGAGGAGGCCGUGGAGGCGCCGGAUGCGAGCGGACAGGGCCAGGGCCAGACUGGCGAGGAGUCCGCGACCCGCAUCGCGAUCUUCACCAGGCAGCUCAUGGAGCUUCGCAGGGACACGUGCCCCAGCGCGCAGCACUGCUCCGAGAUAAUCCACAGUCUCAAGGUUGAGCUGAGCAGACCUGAUGCAAUGCUGAAGCCCGAUGAGCUUGGUGAUCUGACGUACGUGCUGGGCAAGCUCUACACUCUAGGAAAGCUAAGUCCUUCGCAGACGGUGCAGGACGUUCUCCAGCUGCUGGCCUGCGCUGCCUCCAACGACGCGAGCAGGCUGUCCCCGCAUGGCAUCUCGAACCUCGUCGUCGGUUUCGCGAACCUCGCCCCGAUGAACGUGCGCAGCGAGAACCUGAUGCCUGUGCUGGCUUCGGAGGUGGUGGACAAGAUCAGUGCUUUCGAGUCCAGCCAUCUUUCGCAGACCUCGUGGGCCUUCGCGAAGUGCAGUUUGUGGAACGACGUGCUCGUGAGCACCCUCGGGAGCGAGUGCAUCAAGAAGAUGGACACGUUCAGUGCGCAUAGCUUGUCGCACUUGUCUUGGGCGAUGGCGCAGUGGGCGACCACGGAUCAGGAGCUCAGGGACGCGCUGGUGGCGCGAGUGAAAGAGCGUGUCCACGACCUGGCUCCGAAUCCACUGGCCACAAUGACGUCAUCGUUCGCCUCGCUCCAGGUGAAGGACCCGCUGCUGUACCAGGCAAUAUCGAUGGCCGUCCGCGAGAAAAUCCACAGCUUCAAGGCGACCGACCUCGCAACCAUGGUCAACGCGUUCGCGAAGGCUGGCAUUGCAGACGAGGCGAUGCUCGAGGCGGCGGCGGGCGAGCUCCUGGGGAAGCUGCCUGGGGGCUUGAGGCCAGCGGAGAUGUGCGAUGUCGCUUGGGCGUUCUCGCAGACCAAGGGCCAAUUCUCGCCCGCGCCGCUGAUGGGCGCGAUCUCCGAUGAGGCGUUCCAGCGCCUUCCGAGCUUCCAGAGCCAGGACGUGGCGAACCUGCUGUGGUCGCUGGCGGUGUCGCAGGUGCACCACAAGCCGUUGAUGUCGGAGAUCGGUAACAUGGUUGCCAACAACAUGGAGAGGUAUACUGCGCAGCACCUGGCCUCGAUAGCGCGGGCCUACGGGGCGCUCCUGCUGAAGCACACUAGAUUCAUGGAGCUCCUGCCCCGCCACGUCCACGUGAGCUUGCAGAACCAGGCCCAGAACCCCAACGCCAGCGUAGAGCCCUUCAAAGCGUCGCACCUGUCGAACAUCGCAUUCGCCUUUGCCACGCUGAAGGUUCCGUGCGAGGCCCUGAUGAAAUACAUGGCCCCCACAAUCGCGCACAACAUCGAGGAGCUGCGGCCGAUGUUCCUGUCGCGCUGCGCCCGCGCCUACCGCGCGCUGUCCGUGCACUGCCCGGACCUCAUGGCAGCGGUCGUGCGGGAGUCCACGCGGAAGUUGCAGACGAGCCCGAAGGAUUUUGCCACGCGAGACUUGCGGAGGGUCGUGGAUUCGCUCUUCGCCUCGGGGGCGAUACGGCGUGGCGCCGCGAUGGAGACCGAGCUCGCCGAACGCAUGAGGAAAGUCAGUGACAGGUUCUGCGGGGUGUAUUCGGGAGGCGCCGUUGUGCCCGUCGACGAUUGCAGGAGCCUUAUGGAAGCCAGCAAGGACCUCGAAUGCAGCCUCGCCGGGACACCGAUGCUGAUCUCGAGCUUGCACAUCUGCGUCCCGAGCCGCGACUUCAUGCGCCGCUGUUUCGCCCAGACCUGGAAGAGCUUCGACGGUGCCAUGGGGGCUCAUCUCGCCGAGCGUGGCGGGGAGUACACGGCGGUGGAGAUGGACGUCUGCGUCGGCCCGGGGGGCCAGAGGCUCCACGACUGGAUCGUGCGCUGCAAGGGCCACAGGGGCCCCGUCACUGGCGGCGACGAGGGACGCCCGUUGCCUCGACUGGUCCAGUUCCUUCCCUUCUCCCUCUUUCGUUCCUCUCCUGCGCAAUGUAUUCAUAUGCCCUCCUUCUAUUCCUCCCCUGUCUCCUCCCAUGUCUCCUUCGUCUCCUCCUCUUCUCCCUUCCCCUUCCCCUUCUCCUCAUUCUUGUCCUCCUCGUCCUCCUCCUCCUCCUCCUCCUCCACUUGUGGAGGGACAUGAACAGUUGUCUUGUAUUUCUGAAAUAUGGUGAACACUUGUUUUGUGGCCGUGAGCUUAACUUCCCGAUCAGAUAGUACAUGUUGCGUCUUGUCUUUGCUUUGUGUGUCACGCGUGCUCACCCAUAAGAGGCUUGGCGGUUUUGAUCUUGUGACGCUUCGCGUCUGUUCCGAUUCCGAUUCCGAUUCCUCCUCCCCCUCCACCCACAGGGUAGCUAGCAGCGAAUUCCAAGGAUAUCCUGCUGCUGCUGCUGCUACUGCUGCUCCUCCUCCUCCUCCUCCGCCUCUCCAUCUCUCCUUUCUACUCCUUUUUCCUUCUCUUCUUCCCUCCCUCCUCAUCGGCAUCAUGCAAUCAUCGUCAGCCUCUCGUUUCUCACGCCUGUCCUUCCUCUGCCCCACAUCGCCCACGAAGGGGAGGAGGGGGAAAGACCGGACCCGUGGCCGUGAGCAGGGCCUCCCAGGCGAAUGGCUGUUGCCGGCGGAGCACCCCUGGCGAACCGACGGCCGCUCGACCCCGAUGUACCAGGCGCUCGCCGAGGUCUGCCUGAGGAUGGCCAACAUGUGCAUCGACAUGGACUCCCCUGCGUCGCGGGCCACCGCGAGGGGCAGCGUGGAGAUCCUGUGCACCACCAUGCCGGACCUGUGCAGCAUCGGGGCGCUCAAACAGCUGGACGCCUUCUUCCCGAACGUCAUUGUGAGCUUCACCGAGCAGGUCUUGAAGGCGUCGGUGGUCGGCGUCGACCUGUGAUGCGCCUUGGCCGAGGGUGUCGACCUCUGGCCGCCUGCACCGCUGGCCCCUGAACUGAUACGGGCGGCUGCAGCCAAAGCGGCGGCUGAUCUCGCCGCGCGCCGGACUGACAGCCCGCAGGACCCUCCCUCUCCUCCUGGACCCGCCUGGCAAGGGAUGGGGCUGCUAAUCUGUCAAGAUGCGUGUCCUGCCAGACCGGCAACCGCACCCCUCCCUCCCUCUCUCCUUCCUCGCACUCCC